CAUGUUCCUGCCUGAUGAACAAGGAAGGGCCCACAACUGGCAACGAUGCGGACGGCAACCGAAGGAUGAAGCUUCAGCUCAGGCGCGAGCGAUCAUCCCAGGCCAGGUCCACAGAGCGGAUGUACAAUAACUGGGGUUGCUUCAGCAGUCCCGUCAAGCCAUUGCCCGACGUGUUGCAGAAUGCCCACGCCUUUGGAUCAUCUGCAGAACGCGACACGCUAGAUAUUGUGGAUCAAUCGGUGCCAGACUACCCAGGGCCUGGGCAAUACCCGACCAACGAGAUUACCACGGCAUUCAAUACCGUCAAGGACUACUCUAUUCAGAACAUUCCCGACGUGCGACCGCGACCAGAGACACCUGGUCCAGGACACUACACAUCCAAUUACGGUGCCGUGAUGGCAUCGCAAACGUUCGACGACUACUUCCGCACUGCGCCGCUGAAGAACUUGUCCACAUGUCAAGUCAAAAUCAAGCAAAUCACUCGGGAAAUCAAACAACUCAAGUACAAAAAGGCGCUGGCGUUGCCCAGUUUGCCCGUGGAAAAGCAAAAAGCCAUGUGCAAUGAAACGUUUGACCUCGUGCAAGCGCUGCUGCUAGAAAAGGCCGCCCUCGAAGCCGACGAAGCAGAAGCGCGGCAACUUGCCAACCCUCGCGCGCGAGCGACCACGAGGAGGAAAAAUGCCGUGGUGUUGCCGUCGUACGGCGAGAUUGCGCACAGCCUCGCCCGGCCAAAGAGUGUUCCGUUCAUGCACACUGAGAAGCGGUUCUUCGACGCCAUCGACAUCACACACACAAAGUACGAGACGCCCAUGCCAGGGCACUGUCAGCGACUCGACGCCCACUCUACGUUUGAAAUGUCUCCACGGCUCCCUACCAUCCCCAAAGGCACUCCCCCCGAUGUAAUUCCAUUCCACGAUGGAUAUGUGUUUGCCUCGAAAGCCAACCCGAACAGCGAAACAGGACCAGGAGCGUACAUGCCAGAUGUCGUAGGUGCAGCUCCCCCGUCGACAUCUCUUGGACGACGGACCAAGAGUGGCCCCCAACUCACGUUACAGCUGUUUCACCACUCGACCAACACCAAACUACCCGCGACACAAUAUCUCGCCCAAGUCCACCAAGAUCGGCAGCGAAAGCGUGUGCACGCAGCAAGGCAACUUGACAUCGACCUCGUCCGGCAAUUGGGAGAUGCCUCAUUGUCCACAUAGCAACAUAUAGAACGAUCCCUUCACUAUUAUAUUAUUCAACGGGUUCAUCCUUCCAAUGGUUCCUACGAUGUCGACUCCGCGAGCAGAUUGCGGACCACGGGGAUGCGCACAACCCCGUUGUGGGCUUGAAGUGGCUGUCCACACACAUUGACAUUUGGC
Molecule: messenger RNA, 1364 nt
Organism: Aphanomyces astaci
Lineage: Eukaryota; Oomycota; Saprolegniomycetes; Saprolegniales; Verrucalvaceae
Exons: 9
Coding region: 15-1205 (396 amino acids)
Source: RefSeq, a predicted model, not a curated record